UGUGCCCAGUGCCAUGUAGCAUUUCCAGCCAAGUUCAAUGCAAGAGAGUCAGAUGAAACCAUAGAUCGAGGGAUCUGCAUGGAUAUUAUCAAACCAUUUGUAGUUUAUUAAAGAUCUAACUCGAGGCGUGCACCCGGACCCCCAGAUGUAACCUUGUCUUUUGGAUGGUGUCAUAGACUAUACAGGAAUCAAGAUAAUACAUUAUGGAACACAAUAAUACAGUUAUUGGGUUUGGAAAUCCUGGCAUAAUGUUUUGUCCGAACCAACAAGUUACACAAGAUUAUCAAGAACCCUAUAGUCAGUCUGGAGCUUCUGCACCACAAUAUGGAUUUCAAAAUCUAGAAAUAAAUUCUGAUUAUUCUGGGCAGAUACCUAUUGGUUUUUCUACUGCCAUGGCUGGCAUGCAGCAAGUGGAAUCUCCACAAACAUCAUGCUUUUUUAUAACAAAUAAUUGGUUUGAAGAACAGCAAUCAUGGUGCCCUCACCCAUCACCUCAAGCUCCAAUCAAUGGACAAAUGGAUCCAAUGCCUAGUGAACCAUUAUCUGCCCAACAGGGCACCUGGGGGCUGCAAAUUGGUUUUGAGAAUUUCCAGGAUGCUGAAUCUAAUGUUAACAUUGUCCAUUAUCAUAACAUUGACAAUCACCCCAAUUAUCAUGUUGACCCAAUGCUUUAUACAGCAGCCUUUACUGAAGGUAUAAGAAGAAGUCACACGAUUCAUCAUGAUCCGAGGUCCGGAGGCCAGGGUUUUGCAAGCAGAGGGUCUGACAGAAGGUCAUCAGAUACAAUGUUACUAAGACACCAAUAUAUUUCUGAGAGUGGCUUUUACUCUUCACAAUCAGUCUAUCCCAGGAGUAGCUACGAGGUGAAAGAUUGUCGGAUUCACUUACUUGAAAAAUCCCAGAACACAAGUCAUUUGUCAAUGUUUUGUACGGCGGUGAAAAGUUUAAGAGGAAGAUAUCCUGCAUCGGAUGCGGAGUCAAACUCUGGAAGAAUAUGGAGCGUCGCUCUGAGAUUUUCUAAUGACUUCCGUGACGAAACCACCAUGAAAAUUACCAUAUUUAAGGAUUCAGAGCAACAAGUCCUACACUGGACCCAAAAAGAUACUGUUACUGUAGAAGACUUAAUUGCUGAAAUUUUAAAUAGAAAUCAAUACCCUGCUUCACAGCCUCUAUACUCUCCACUCCCAAACCAAUACCCUUCACUCCAAAACGUGUACCCAUCUUUAGAACCGUGGAAUAUUCCACAAAGUGUUCCCCUGUCACAGCCAUCUCUUUACCCUUCGUUAGAAGCACUUACAAACUAUGUUUCACAAACUCCUCCAUCUUUGUUUCAACCUCAACAAGAAAUUGCUCAACAAAAACUGCAUUCUGACCCCAAGACUAAAGGCUGGCAGCUGAGCAUCUGUGGUCUAGAUGAAUAUUUGCAAAACAUGUACAGUUUGAGAAGCCACAUUGCCCUCCUGAGACUGAACUCUGUCCAGCUGAGGCUCCGCACAGACACGUCGCCGGGGUUAGCGCGUACGUCGGAAGACGAUCAACUUGAGCUAGACCUCAGCGAACACCUCGAACAUGCGCACUACUGGAAGCAGAGCAAGGAGAGAAUUGCCAAUGCCGUCGGACAAUAUGGACACUACGCUGAAUGCUUGCUGCGCAAUCAGUUAAGUGUCCACAAUCUGCUGGAAGCGGUGAAAGAAAUCUGUUAUCUUCUUCGUUCUGUCGAAACCAAGGCGAUAAAGAAUGCGCUAACGUCACUGCUAUCGAUGAAUCUUCCAGCCACACCGACCUGGACUUCACCCCAUUCACAGGUCCCAGUACAGAAUGCACUGCUCCAACUAUCGGAUGCCAUCGCCCAUCUCAUUAACAUCUAUAGCCGUAGCUUCCAGACGGAUUUCCAUGCAGCGGAGCCCCAUGGUAUAAGCCGGGAUGUUGGCACGGCCAUAGCGGACCCAUAUUUCAAAUUUCAUUUAUAUGCAGUUCACAACCUUCCUGAGAAUUGGCUGAAAAGUAAUGUCUAUUUCCUUUCCUGUUCGGUGAUUUAUGCUGGAAGAAAAAUCUGUCCUGAAACAAGAACGCAAAAUAAAAGUGUCACCAAAUCGCUAUUUUCUUUGGUCAUUUGGGAUGAAGUAAUAUCCUUCCCCUUCACCCUGCAUUCCCUGCCAUACGAAUCAAUGCUGAUCCUGAAGCUUUGGGGCGUGAAAGAAGCGUCGGCCAACGGCUCAUUUUUGGCGUGGACUUGCCUCCCCCUUUAUUCCAGGCAAAUGAUGGUUCAAGGUAAUCUGCUCCUUAAUAUGAUCUCCCACAUGGAACUCCCACCAGUGACCACCCCCGCAGCCUUCGAUUUAGCUUUACCAACACUGCUAACAGUUCAGGUUGAUUUUCCUGAAAGGAAUCAAAUAUUUAACAAGCCAGCUCCAGAAGAGGUUGCAUAUGGCAGUCGAACCCCAUUUGAAGAUUCUUCUCGCCAUCUAGACACAUUAAUUCACCGUAACUCGGUGUUAUUCCUUUCUGAAGCUGAUAAGCGCUAUCUCUGGAACUUUCGGUCGUGCGGUGAUAAACCAGAAGACAUCUUACCACUAUUGCUAGGGAGUGCGCCAGGAUGGGACCCGCCCAACAUAUCCGCCAUGUAUCGGGUUCUGAUGGACUGGGAUUUUACUGAUCCGUUGGAAGCUCUGGGACUUUUAAAUUCUUGUUUUUCAGACCAACAAAUCCGUGAAACCGCCUGUCAGCAAAUUGGGAAAUUGCCAAAUGACGAGUUGUUACAAUACCUUCCUCAGUUUGUUCAGGCCAUCAAGUUUGAAUGGGAUUUGGAUAACGCAUUGGUCAGACUGUUGUUGCAGCGAUCCCUGCAAAGUGUCCAAAUUGCCCAUCACCUCUACUGGCUGUUAACAGAUGCUACAAAUGAGUCUCAUUAUAAGAGUAUGUACGAGAAAUUGCUGGCCGCACUCCAGUUCUGCGUUGGGAAAGCUAUGAAUGAUGAAUUCUUAAAACAGAAAAGACUUGUCAAAACUCUCCAACAAAUCGCAGAGAAAGUCAAGGGGGUGCAAGAAACAAAACGCCAGGAAACAUUGCAAGCUAAUCUGAACACUCUGGAAAGGUUUUUUCAGGAAGUACAAGUUUGUCGACUUCCCCUGGACCCCGCCAUCGUUGUGAAAGGAAUUGACCGUAGUAAAUGCUCAUUCUUUAAGUCAAACGCGUCGCCUCUGAAGGUGUGUUUUAUCAGUGCUGAUCCCCUCGGACAGAAUGUCAACGUCAUAUUUAAGAUUGGAGAUGAUCUUCGCCAGGAUAUGCUUGUUCUCCAGAUGAUCGAGGUGAUGGACAGGAUAUGGUUAAAGGAAGGUUUAGAUCUACAUAUGAUCACUUAUAGAUGUUUAUCGACUGGAAAUAAACAAGGCCUGAUUCAGAUGGUUCCAGAUUCUACAACUCUGGCCAAAAUCCACGAGAAGUACGGCAUGUUCAGCCCUUUUAAAGAAGGUACCAUCAAGAAAUGGUAUAACGCAUCUUACACUCCUGAAAAGGUGUCAGAGAAUUUCUUGUUUUCAUGUGCUGGUUGGUGCGUUGCUACCUUCCUGCUUGGGGUUUGUGACAGACACAAUGACAACAUCAUGCUGACAGACUGCGGACACAUGUUCCACAUUGACUUUGGCAAAUUCAUGGGACAUGCACAGAAAUUUGGGACCAUAAACAGGGAUCGAGCUCCCUUCAUUUUCACCAAUGAAAUGGAAUAUGUUAUCACAGAGGGGGGUACGAAUCCCGAGCGCUCCCAGGAGUUUGUGGAUCUUUGCUGCAUUGCCUACAAUGUCCUCCGAAGAUAUAGCCCUUUACUCAUUAAUCUGUUAGAGCUGAUGCUGCAGGCUGGGCUACCCGAGCUGCGAGACGUACAAGAUCUCAGCUACAUGCAGAAUAAUCUGCGACCUCAGGAUUCUGACAUCCAGGCAACAAGUUACUUCACAAAAAAAAUCCAGGAGAGUUUGGAAUGUUUUCCAGUCAAACUGAACAACUUUAUCCACAUCCUAGCCAACACGUCCCUGACGGACAAAGCCUCGUUGAUCAAACCCUCUCUACCCAAUGCCCGAAAGGUGCUACAGAACUUGACCAAGGCAGGUGUGAGGAAGCUCCAUGAAAAGAGUGAGAGACUGCUGAGCAAACUUGGCAACACAGUUUACCAUCAAUCCUACGCCGGAACUUUAAGAGAUCACAAUCAAAGAGCCUCCAUUCAACUUUGUCUUUCUUUCAAAGACCCCGAGUUAUCGGUUCUCGUGAAACAUCUGAAAAAUGUUCAUUUUUCCACUGCUUCUAUUGAGAUUUGUCUUCUAUCAAACCUCGGUAAAACUUCAAUGCAAAGAGUCAAAUCACAUAAGAGUUCCAGUGCCCUGACCUUCAAUAAAAUAGUUAAAUUCUAUGUCCCGCAAUCUGACAGACAUGAGUUGCAAGUUGUGGUAAAAAGCAAGGACGUCUUUCUAGGGUCAGUAAACAUCCUCUUGAACCAAGUCCACUUCAAUGAAGAUCUCUGGUACCCAUUGACCAACAGCACAACUUAGAUCUGAUGUUCCAUGAGUCACUAAGACUAUUCCCUGCGCAGAAUAAACCCGCUGACAAUGUAAUGUAAAUGUGUAUGUUUUGUAGACAAUCAUUCAUAUUACAUCUACAAUGUUACAUCUGUGAACAAACGCUGGGCAGUAAGAUAAUCUUUAAGAUUACGAAUGUUUAUGGACUCCCUGAUAGAUACAGAAGCUUUGCGUUUCUUGUCCAGUAAAUAUAAAUAUAGGACUGAGUGGUAAUCAGUCAGGGAUUUGAUUUGGCUCAAACCAGAACCCUUCUGCUGGAUUCGGAGGUAUAAAGCAGCACCAUGAAGGAGCUUGGACAGUGAUGAUUUCAUGUACGCUAAGCCAGUCAGAAAAACCGCCAAGACACCGGAGUGUCUUGAUGUUUCUAAAUGUAUGCAUGUUCAGUUGUAUCCUUACAGGAAAAUGGUUCCACAGGUUACAACCAGCCAGGAUCUUCUCAUGGUUUCCUCUGGUUCCCCUAAGUAAGGACCUCUGAAGACCCCCAAGACUGGUGAAAGAGUAAUGAAAUAAAUCUUGUGUUACCUGCUUUAUCUUUAGUGUUUCCCAAUUUCAAAUCUUGAUUACAUUUUGGAAACUAUAUAUGUUUGAUUUGUACUGAAUUAACCUGCUGUUAU
Pelobates fuscus (common spadefoot toad) is the source of this 5179-nucleotide messenger RNA. RefSeq names its product phosphatidylinositol-4-phosphate 3-kinase catalytic subunit type 2 gamma (gene PIK3C2G). Gene Ontology annotation, molecular function: 1-phosphatidylinositol-3-kinase activity; 1-phosphatidylinositol-4-phosphate 3-kinase activity. The transcript has 31 exons. Gene Ontology annotation, biological process: phosphatidylinositol-mediated signaling; phosphatidylinositol-3-phosphate biosynthetic process; phosphatidylinositol 3-kinase/protein kinase B signal transduction. The record is from RefSeq and is a predicted model, not a curated record. Bases 204 to 4538 code for a protein of 1444 amino acids. NCBI's taxonomy places the organism in Eukaryota, Metazoa, Chordata, Amphibia, Anura, Pelobatidae. Gene Ontology annotation, cellular component: plasma membrane; cytoplasm; phosphatidylinositol 3-kinase complex.